This is a messenger RNA of Prunus avium (sweet cherry), 1037 nucleotides long. NCBI's taxonomy places the organism in Eukaryota, Viridiplantae, Streptophyta, Magnoliopsida, Rosales, Rosaceae. The record is from RefSeq and is a predicted model, not a curated record.
AUGGAUCCAUCUGAGGUACGGAAACAAACUGGUAGUUUCGAAAAAGCCUUCUUGAAGCAUGAAGAAACCUUUAAAGACAAGAAAGAGAAGGUGCAAAGCUGGAGAGAUGCACUUAUUGCGGUAGCCAAUCUUGCUGGAUGGCAUUUGAAAGAUGGACCUGAAUCGGAAGUUGUUGAAGAUAUUGUUGGAAUGAGUUUCACUAGAUUAAACCAAACAAUUUUAAGUGAAUCCAAGGAUUUAGUUGCAAUGGAUUCUCAUAUAGAAGAACUGCUUUCUUUCUUAGAGAUAGGGUUGCUUGAUGUUCGUAUCAUAGGGAUUUGGGGGAUGAAAGGAAUUGGCAAGACAACUCUUGCACGAGUAGUUGCUAAAAGAAUACGUGCUCGUUUUGAAGGUUACAGCUAUCUAGCCAAUGUUAGAGAGGCAACUGAAAAGCAAGGUCUAGAACAUUUACAAGAGCAGCUUCUUUCAGACUUGCUGAAAAGCAAUGUAAAGAUACAAAAUAUUGAUAUGGAAGAUGUAAUAGGGCAUAGACUAUGUAAUAAAAAGGCUCUUAUUAUUGUUGAUGAUGUGGACGAGGUUGAGCAAGUGGAAGCACUAUGUGAUCGGACUUGGUUUGGUCCAGGGAGUAGAAUCAUCAUAACAUCAACAGAUGAACAUGUGCUAUGCAGAUAUGCGGACAAAAUAUAUCAGGUUAAGCUGUUAACUAAUGAUGAAGCUCUUCAGCUCUUUAGUUGGAAGUCCUUUCAAAAACAUCAGGUUGGGGAAAGUUUUCUCAAGCUAUCCAAGGACUUUUUAACAUAUGCUAAGGGCCUUCCAUUAGCUAUUAAAGUUUUGGGUUCAUUCCUUUGUAAUAGGCCACAAAGCGCAUGGUCAAGUGCAUUGGAUAGACUAAAAGAAAAUCCUGAGAAAAAAAUCGUUGAUGUCCUCAAAGUGAGUUUUGAUGGAUUAUCAUAAGAAACAGAAAAAAAGUUUUUUUGGACAUUGCCUGCUUCUUUAAGGGUGAGAACAAAGAUCGUGUAAUAAGAAUAUUAGAAACU